Messenger RNA from Lizanozyma spartinae, 654 nucleotides. RefSeq lists its product as uncharacterized. NCBI's taxonomy places the organism in Eukaryota, Fungi, Ascomycota, Pichiomycetes, Serinales, Debaryomycetaceae. The transcript has a single exon. The record is from RefSeq and is a predicted model, not a curated record. Bases 1 to 654 code for a protein of 217 amino acids.
AUGUUCAAACAAUUCCUUCGGUCACUUGGCAGAUCACCUGCCUUAAAAGCCACUAGCAUUGUUCCACUGGGAACCUCAAUUCCUGUGGAAUCAAUUGGUGGCGCCAUAAAGUUUUACCAUUAUCCCAGCUCUCAAGCUUCAGGUCAAUUAUUGAACAAAUUGAAGUCAUUAAGUAAAUUGCCUAUUCGUAACGCUACUAACGAUACGGCUACUGAUAAGUUUGGUCUUAAUGUUGUGACCAAUUCUCGUUUAUCUUAUGAAGAUUACAGGUAUAUCUUUGAUGAAUGUAUUAACGUUCAUCCCGGUAAUAAACUGAUUCUUGCAAAGAUUCUUCCACAUGGUCCUUGUUCCCGUUCUUAUGACUUGGAACCAGCUUUGGAUAGACAAUUUUUUGAUGAACAAAAUGUUAUCAGGGGACCUUUGGUGAUUGAUUAUCAUAAUUCUUUAAUUGCUAAUGAUGAUGAAUCUUUAGACAGAAUUAUGCAACACUAUUUAUCAUGUGGAAUGCAAAGACUGCCUACAGCUCAAGCUGCUCCCGCUUCCCUUGGUGAUCAUCAAUGGGCUGCGGCCUUGCAAGAGUCACUUCGUGAUUUGAAAACAUCAGGGUCAAAACCCGUGCACCCUCAUGUUGCAGAAUAUGCUGAUUUAUUUUGA